Messenger RNA from Ricinus communis (castor bean), 1500 nucleotides. RefSeq names its product cell division control protein 2 homolog C. Gene Ontology annotation, cellular component: cyclin-dependent protein kinase holoenzyme complex; nucleus; cytoplasm. The record is from RefSeq and is a predicted model, not a curated record. NCBI's taxonomy places the organism in Eukaryota, Viridiplantae, Streptophyta, Magnoliopsida, Malpighiales, Euphorbiaceae. The transcript has 4 exons. The coding region runs from base 268 to 1218 and encodes 316 amino acids. Gene Ontology annotation, biological process: protein phosphorylation; signal transduction; regulation of G2/M transition of mitotic cell cycle. Gene Ontology annotation, molecular function: cyclin-dependent protein serine/threonine kinase activity; cyclin binding; ATP binding.
AAUUAGGAAAGCACGUGGGUAGGAACGGGCAUGAGUUCCGUUGGCACCGAAAAGCGAGAGACGCUCCUGUACGUUGGAUCCAGUGGUCUUUCUCUCCCUCCUUUCGCUUACAAAUUUGAAUUUCAAAUCACACACAACUCACAGUAACCCCCCUAUUUUCCCUCUCUCUCGAUUCACAAUCAAAACAAGUCAUCAUCAUCAUCAUCAUCGUCACAUCAUCAUUAACGGGCGAGUCUGCAAAUCUAGGGUUCUGUUACAAUUUCGACAAUGGAGAAGUACGAGAAGCUAGAGAAAGUAGGAGAAGGAACAUACGGGAAAGUAUACAAAGCGAAAGAUAGAGUUACAGGCCAAAUAGUGGCCCUCAAGAAAACACGUCUCGAAAUGGACGAAGAAGGCAUCCCUCCUACCGCUCUCCGCGAAGUCUCUUUACUCCAAAUGCUCUCUCAAUCCCUCUAUGUUGUUCGCCUCCUCUCCGUCGAACACGUUGAUGUCAAUUCUGCUGAUGAUGACAACAUUAACAAGGAAAACGCCAUCUCUAAAUCUAACCUUUACUUAGUGUUUGAAUAUCUUGACACCGAUCUUAAAAAGUUUAUUGAUUCCCACCGCAAAGGUCCAAAGCCUACGCCGCUUGCGCCUGGUUUAAUACAGAGUUUCUUGUUUCAGCUUUGUAAGGGAGUUGCUCAUUGUCAUAGUCAUGGUGUACUGCACCGUGAUUUGAAGCCUCAGAAUCUUUUAUUGGAUCAGGAAAAGGGGAUUUUGAAGAUUGCUGAUUUAGGACUUGGACGUGCUUUUACGGUUCCUUUAAAGAGUUAUACACAUGAGAUUGUCACGCUUUGGUAUAGAGCUCCUGAGGUGUUGCUUGGUUCUACUCAUUAUUCUACUGCUGUUGAUAUGUGGUCUGUUGGCUGUAUCUUCGCUGAAAUGGCGAGAAGGCAAGCUCUGUUUCCUGGUGAUUCCGAGUUUCAGCAGUUGCUUCAUAUUUUUAGGUUGUUGGGGACACCAACUGAAAAACAGUGGCCAGGAGUGACUUCAUUUCGUGAUUGGCAUGUGUAUCCUCAGUGGGAGCCUCAAAACUUGGCGCGAGCUGUUUCAAGUUUGGGACCUGAUGGUGUUGAUCUUUUAUCGGAAAUGCUAAAAUAUGAUCCGGCAGAAAGAAUCUCAGCCAAAGCAGCUAUGGAUCAUCCGUAUUUUGACAGCCUUGACAAGUCUCAGUUCUGAAGCUGCAUGCGUGACUGGGAUUUUGUCGUAGGAUUUAUAUAACAGCUUUUGGAAGUUGUAUCUUCUUCUUCUUCUUCUUCUAUGCUGCGUUCAUUGAGAAGUUAGUUCUAUUAAUAGUGAUGUCAAAAAAUGCUUGGCUCAUCAUCUUGGUGAUUAAACAAUUGAACUUUUAAGUAUGAUAUAUGCGUAUUAAUCUAAUAUUGCAUGCCUUAGUAGCACUUCUCUCAAAUGUAUUUUGACAAUUCCAGAGAAUGAAAUUCAAUAGGUUAAUUUGCUUGGAUU